CCUACAAAACUAUUUUCGUACUGAGAAAUCACCUGCCACCCAGCUAUCCCUAACCAUAUCGAUCGAUGGUCUGCCUUUACAUACAAAUAGCAGCAUGCAGUUCUGGCCAAUCUUGUUUUCUAUUCAUGAGCUGCCCCAAGCACCGGUUAUGAAUGCUGGCAUCUUCUGUGGAACGACCAAACCCGAAUCUGCAGAAGAAUAUCUUCGUCCAAUGGUGGUCGAAAUGAAUGAUUUGAUGCAGCGUGGCAUAAUCGUUCAUGGAUGUCAUGUCGCCAUAAGACUGCGCGCAAUCGUGGCAGACACUCCUGCGAGGGCAUUCAUCAAAGGAGUCAAGGGACACACCGGAUACGACAGCUGCUUGAAAUGUACCGUCGUCGGCAAAUACAGUCAGGCAGGACGUACAAUGACAUUUCCUGGUACAAACGCUCCGCAACGAACGGAUAAGUGUUUUAGGGACAAUGCAUACCCUGGACAUCGCAAGAUGGAAACGCCGUUGGUGGAUUUGCGGUUCUUCAACAUCAUCAAGGACAUACCAACAGGAGAUCACACCACACUACACUGUGUGGAUCAAGGUGUCGGCAAGCACUACAUUUUAGGCUUUCGGGAUGGAACGUUGAGAAAGCAACGCUGGACGACAAAACAAUGUGUUCAAAUAUCAAACCAUAUUGAACAGAUUAAGUUGCCGACAGAAAUUCAUCGCAAAAUAGUCCUAUCAAGCAGGCACAUUUUUGGAAAGCGUCGGAGAGCGCGUCUUUUCUUCAUUAUGCUGGGUUCGUAGUGCUGAAACCCCAUCUUACUGAUUGUGAGUACAGACAUUACUUACUGCUGUUUUGUGCUGUGACAUUGCUGUCCUCUUCUGUUUAUAAGGAGAAGUG
This is a messenger RNA of Anopheles stephensi (Asian malaria mosquito), 875 nucleotides long. RefSeq lists its product as uncharacterized. The record is from RefSeq and is a predicted model, not a curated record. The transcript has 3 exons. NCBI's taxonomy places the organism in Eukaryota, Metazoa, Arthropoda, Insecta, Diptera, Culicidae. The coding region runs from base 95 to 778 and encodes 227 amino acids.